UUCCUCACUUUUGUCCUCACCUCAUUGCAUGGCAUGCCAUUACCUCCUUGGCCUUGGCCCAAGAUGGACUCUUGAUCUUGUGGGUAGUUGGAGAUCAGUCUCAGGGAGAACAACGUACAAGGAUGGGACAACAGCCUCUUUCAAUGAGGACUGAACUACCAAGAACACCAUCUUUGCCAUCUACCCGGACAACUCUACCGUCAACCCUUGACUCCCCGCGAUAAAGACGACAAGCCAAGACGAAGGCUGUGACUGAGCUCGUUAAGGGGGCAAGAGGUGGUGUGGAAGGCCCAGACAGGUCGUUAUGAAAUUAAUUCUGAAAUCGUCAUCGGAGGACAAUUUGCCAACAUACUCAGAUGCGGUUCAUAACCCACACUCUCUGGAACAGUUGGCCAGAAGUUCGUGCUCAGACACGGCUGCCGCCCACGGAAUCAACGCUAGUAAAAGUUCCUCCAUCAUUGCCACCCAUUUGAACACGGGCUCGUGCCACAUCACCGUGGUCUCUCCAUCCCAAGAUCGAGAUGUUUUGCACUGCAAGCAAACGACAGUAAUCAAAAUGAGAGCUUCUAAGGAUACGGAAGUAGCGCUCACGGGCAAAUUCAAAGAUCCAGUGGUGACCACAACGCCAGAAGAAAGAAUAACAUGGGACAGCAACCUGGACUUUUUGCUCUCCAUCAUUGGAUUUGCAGUAGAUCUGGCCAAUGUGUGGCGAUUUCCAUACCUCUGCUACAAGAAUGGUGGUGGAGCCUUUUUGAUUCCGUAUCUUUUGAUGCUGGUGUUUGGUGCUCUGCCGCUCUUUUACAUGGAGGUGAUCCUGGGUCAAUACAACCGACAAGGUCCCAUUAGUUUGUGGAAGAUUUGUCCACUUUUUAAAGGGGUUGGAUACUGCGCCGUUUUCAUUGCGUUUUACGUAUCCUUUUAUUACAACGUCAUCAUUGGGUGGGCAAUUCUUUACCUGGGGAACAGUUUCUCCUCCAAAUUACCUUGGACUGGGUGUGAUAAUGAUUGGAACACGGAGUUUUGCCGGGAGUCGUGCGAAAAUAUUACGGAUAUUUCGUGCAACCUCACAAGAUCGCCUGCCAAAGAAUACUUCAAUCGAGGAGUUCUGAGGUUGCAAGGAAGCACAGGAAUUUUUGAUCCCGGACCCCCCAACAUGACUCUUGUGGGGUGCAUAAUGAUCGUGUACAGCAUGCUCUACAUCUCUCUCUUCAAGGGAGUCAAAUCGUCCGGGAAGGUUGUUUGGGUGACAGCCACGAUGCCUUAUAUUCUCUUGACGAUUCUUUUGCUGCGGGGCAUCACCUUGCCUGGAGCCAUUGACGGCAUUAUCUACUACUUGGUUCCUGACCUAAAGGCCUUGGCCGACCCGUCGGUGUGGAUUGACGCAGCGGUGCAAAUUUUUUACUCAGUCGGCGCCGGAUUUGGUGUGCACUUGGCUUAUGCCAGCUACAACAAGUUUGACAACAACUGUUACAGAGAUUGUCUGAUCACCUCUUGUGUGAAUUCGUUUACGAGUCUCUUUUCCGGUUUUGUCAUCUUCACCUAUUUGGGAUACAUGUCCCAUCUUCAACAAAAGCCCAUUGAUAAAGUGGCCGAGCAAGGGCCCGGAUUGGUUUUUGAAGUGUAUCCAGAGGCUAUUGCCACUCUGCCUGCCUCUCAGGUCUGGUCGGUUCUCUUCUUUGUGAUGCUGGUUUUCCUAGGAAUGGACUCGGCGAUGGGAGGCUUGGAAUGUGUGAUUACUGGACUCCUGGAUGAGUUUGAGACCACCUUUAAGAAGUUGAAAAUCAAUCGGGAAAUAUUCACCUUCAUCGUGGUGUUCAUCUCAUUCCUGGUCGCUCUAUCUUGCGUCACUCCAGGCGGUUUUUACAUCUUUAAUCUCUUUGAGCGCUAUGCUGCAGGCGUUUCUCUGCUCUGCACCGUGUUUUUUGAAGCCGUUGCAGUCUCGUGGGUUUACGGGCUAAAGCAAUUGAAUGCAGACGUAUUUGAGAUGCUGGGUCACACCCCAAGUUUAUACUGGAGAGUGUGCUGGAAGAUCAUUAGCCCUCUCUUUUUAGGGGUUAUUAUGAUUCUUCAGCUUAUUGAUGUGGCCCCAUUUGUUAUAAAAAUGUACGACAACGUCAGUUAUCAUUAUCCAUUCGGGGCUGUGGCCAUUGGGUGGAUCGUGGCUCUUUCCUCAGUCCUGAUGAUUCCAUUUCUGGCCAUCCGUUCUUUGGCUUCCCAACCAGGAACCCUGACUCAGAAAUUUGCGCUUUCAAUAUCACCGGAGAAAGAGGCCGAAGACAUUCUUCAAGGCAAACCAGUGCGUCGAUUCACGCGAGAGCAUUGGUUAACACUCUAAGCUUCUCCACCGGAAAGGCUGAUGGAGUGCAUACAUUUUAAACACUACCUACAACAAAGCUGGCUGGCUUAUAUGGAAUAGUAUUAAUGUAUCCCAAUCUUCAUAAUACUUGAAACAAGAUACGCACAUUAUUUGCAAAUUAACAUAGAUUUUUAUGUGGAAAUGUAGGUGUCAUGGUUAAUAAAUUUCCUCGUUACCUCUCAA
Molecule: messenger RNA, 2539 nt
Organism: Tigriopus californicus
Lineage: Eukaryota; Metazoa; Arthropoda; Copepoda; Harpacticoida; Harpacticidae
Product: sodium-dependent dopamine transporter-like
Exons: 14
Coding region: 305-2335 (676 amino acids)
Biological process (GO): sodium ion transmembrane transport; dopamine uptake involved in synaptic transmission
Cellular component (GO): presynaptic membrane; neuronal cell body membrane; neuron projection
Molecular function (GO): dopamine:sodium symporter activity
Source: RefSeq, a predicted model, not a curated record